Adineta ricciae is the source of this 3816-nucleotide messenger RNA. The record is from the annotation of a GenBank genome assembly. NCBI's taxonomy places the organism in Eukaryota, Metazoa, Rotifera, Eurotatoria, Adinetida, Adinetidae.
AUGGUGAAUGUCUUUGACGAUCAGCUGUGGAACGACGUCGCUUCUCGAGUUGAGCAAUCCCGUUCUUCGUACAACAUUCAAGCUGAACAAUUUCGCUCGCUGAAUACAAAUUUUCAAACAUAUUUAAUCGAUACAAAACAAAUUGAUGAUGACAACAAUCGUUUGCAGAACAGCAUUGAAGAAAUUCGAACGAAUUAUAUUCAAACAUUAGAAAAUCAUCUGAAACGUUUACCAGAAGACUUUCGGCAAGAAAGUUUGGUUUUGACUGAUGCUCAUCUUCAGCGAUACAAAUCGAAAACUCGUGCGAAGCGUUUCAUAAACGAACGCGAAGAGAUCAAAAAACGAAUCAACUUCGUGGUCAAUAAUGAAAAGGAACAGCUCAAACGUUUGAAUCAGUUACAAAGACAAGAUCGCGCUGUUCAGAAUGAAUUGAAAUGUAUUAAUGAGCAAUUACAAAGUGCUUUAAAUCAUGUCGAAAGAGAAAAGCAGAUUCACCGUCAGGCAACGGAGAAAAUCGAUCAAUUACAAAUGCAAUUGGAACAAGUUUAUGUUGAACGAUCGAAAACUGAGUUUGAAGUGCAAAGUCUUCGAGAAGAAGUGAAGCUGAUGCAAACUGCAAAGGAAUUUCUUGAUGAAGAGUAUGAAACUAUACUUGAAGCACAAACCGAUGCGAAUCUGUAUCUUUUAUCGUGUUUAAAUGAAUCUAUUCUGCGUAUACACGCUGAUUUCGAACAUUUGAAUAACCAGCAAAUCGAACAGAUUGAGAAUGAAUACAAACAAACGAUAAAAAAGCUCGAAGAAACAUCUCUAGCGAAUGUAACAGGCAAUGAGAUAGAGAUCGCUCAGCAACAUACAUCUCAAACAGAAUGUGGAAAACUUGAAGAAGAGUAUCGAUCAGCCAAUGAAGAAUUAUCAAAACUACAUGAGCAUAAUCGAUUGUUAUCUGAUCGUAUCUCUUCUAUGGAAAUGGAUUUACGUGCCAUACGUAAUACACAUUUACGGGAAUCGAACGAUAAAGACAAUGAAUUGCAACGAAGUAAAAUCGCAUUGGAAGCUUUGAAUGAACAGUUGACACGUUUGACUGAAUACGAUCGAAAUUUGCAAUUUGAAUUGACACUCUAUCGAGGGGUUUUGGAAAGUGAGUAUCGACGAAAACAACAGCAAUUAGCUAAUGACCAACAGCCACAUCGACCAACGGUAUUGCGAACGACACUCGCACGAGCGCAUAAAACUUAUCCUAUUUUACCAUAUUUGAACCAAACUGAACUCAAUGAAGAAAAGAACGAUGUACCGUCUACUGAAUCUGCAUUAUCAACAAUUUAUGUAGAAGAUGAUCAAAUUAAGAAUACAGAGAACCUGUCAAGAGUAUCGGAAAAAUCACCCGAUGAUAAUCAACAAACGAAUACGCCGAAAACUCCUCAACAGUCGCCGUCAGAAGUGCAAACAGUGGUAACCCAUAGUGAAGACCUACCGAAUGCAUCAUCAUCACCAUCUACUUCGGAAGGAAAUAGUCUAUUCGAAACGAUAACGUAUUUAACUUCGUCGUUGUUAGAAAAAGAAGAAGACUUGACCAAUAACAAUGACGUACAAAUCGCAUCUACAGAACAUGACGACGAGUCACCCCUUCAAACAGAACAAUCUGCUUUAACAACCUUAGAAGAUAAACAAGUGCCAGAGACGUAUCAAGAGCAUUUUACUGAUUCAGACAUUCUUGAAAAUCAGCAAGAAUCUAAAGAAGUUCUUCAACCGGUGUUAAUCGACUCAGAGGAGCAUGAAUCAUGGAUUAAAUCUCAGGACAAGCCAAUGUCUCCUGUUAAAGAAGAAGCCAACUAUUUAGAAGCAUUGUCAUCAUCGUUAAAGCAACUCGUGAAGUCGUUUGAAAGUGAUCAAAUACCCGACAAAGAAGCAAAGCCGAACGACGAAAAAGUUGUUACAUCUCCAACGAAUUUUUCAUCUUUAAUACAAUCCGAUGAGCAGCAAAACUCGGCAAUGUCACCUAUCGAAUCUACUACAUUGGAGAAACAAACACUGUCUGACGUAUCAGAAAAUCAGCAUUUUUCUACCAGUAAUCAUCAAGCAACAGAAGAAACAUCAGUUAUAUGUACUGAUGAACGGUACCCAUCGAAUUCCAUAGGAGAUCUGGGUAAUGAAAAUCACUUGGCAGAAUCAUCUGACGGAUAUGAUAACGAUUUUGAAUCAGAAGAGAAAACCAAAUCAUCAUUUUCCUAUGAAACUGACGACGCGGAACAAGAUCCGUCCCGCCCGUCAAUUUACCGUAUCGAAGAAUUGGAAACCGAUCCAUCUGAUAAAGAAGAAUCAUCUUCUUUUGAUGUAUCAAAAGCACACCGUUUUCUAAAUUCAUCUGGAAAAAACGACGCGAAGCUCGAAGAAGAUCCUAUAACAACAGAAGAACCAGUUAGUUCUUCUGAUUACAACCAAAUUGAGGAGAACAGUGACAUUGGCUUUAUCUCCUCAUCAGGUUAUUAUGGAACUGCAAACGAUAGUACUCAUUUGCAAAAUCAAGAAUUGAAACGAACCGAUUCAAGUGAAGCAUCAUUAACUGAUGUGUGUGACGACAACGUAGAGCCAUUAGAAGAAGCUGAUCGAUCAACUUCUCCUAAACUCGAAGACAGGGAAUCUAAUGAAAACAGUUUAGAAGCUGUUAUGGAAGAUCUUCGCUAUGUCUACCGAGAUCUAGCUAAUGAGGAUGAUCUAGUCGAAAUCGACGACAAUUUUUCCGAGCAACUGAUUGAUCGAUUAGAAUUCGGCGAUAAUAUCAUUCGCACGCUUUUCGAUAAUUUUGUAACAAAAUAUAUCAUCCAACCUGCUGCUACAGGAACUCGUUCGAAAACAUUGGAUUGGACUGAAUUCCGUGAUGUACUUUUCCCUAUCGUUACUAGUCGUUACACGGAAAGACAUAUUCGGAAACUGUUUGACUUAUUCGACACAAGUAAAGAUGGGUUUCUAUCAUUCGAAGAAAUCAUCGAUUUAUUCGAACUUCUUCAAGUUAAUAAUUCAGCUGAACUGGCACAUUACAUGAUGAAUGAAUUCGGUAAGAAUCGAGAUGAUCAAUUGAGCAUUGAUGAGUUCGUUGCUAUCGUGAAAAAAACUGAUGAUAUCAAUAAUAGUAUUCUUCCGGAAAAGCUGGAAGCUAAACAUUGGUUUAGCAUCCAUCCGAACGCGGAUGAAAACCAGUCGAUUUCCUUACCAGUCCCGAUUGUCAAUUUUCCAUCGAAAACGAACGUCAGUAAUACUGAAAUGCUCAACAAUCACAUGAUCUUAUUGGCUCGAAUCUUCAAAAGAGUUGGUGCUGAUGCGGAAAACAAACAAUUGGACAGUAAGAAAUCAACAUUGGCAAUGAAAUUGACAAAUGAAUUCAUUAAUAAUAACAUUCUAAUAUCGAAUGAAGAUCUGCACUCGUUUAUCGACUUGUAUUUGAACCAAAAGCAGAACUCGGAUUGCUAUGUCACAUGGGAAGAAUUUCGAGAUAUAUUUCUUCCAAUUGUCAAUAGUGGAAUAGUUACUAAGGAGGAUUUGUCCCGUUGGUUUAAUAUUUUCGAUUGUAAUCAUCGUAGAAAAAUUGACAAAGAACAGAUCCUUCAAUUACUUCGUCUGCUACAGUUCAGCGAUCCGGAGAAGAUUCUCAAUAAAAUGAAUGCAAUUUCGGAAACAUACACGAAUAACGAGGAUUCAUUUACACCUGAUGAAUUUCUCUUUGCUUUCGACAAUACUGAUGAAUCAACAUCUCGUCUUUGUUUGGCCAAUGAACAAGCAAAAUCUUACGAUCUUGACUGGUUAACAAAAACUGUCUUCUAA